Seriola dumerili (greater amberjack) is the source of this 2753-nucleotide messenger RNA. RefSeq names its product oocyte zinc finger protein XlCOF6.1-like. Bases 100 to 1230 code for a protein of 376 amino acids. Gene Ontology annotation, cellular component: nucleus. NCBI's taxonomy places the organism in Eukaryota, Metazoa, Chordata, Actinopteri, Carangiformes, Carangidae. The record is from RefSeq and is a predicted model, not a curated record. Gene Ontology annotation, molecular function: RNA polymerase II cis-regulatory region sequence-specific DNA binding; DNA-binding transcription factor activity, RNA polymerase II-specific. Gene Ontology annotation, biological process: central nervous system development; regulation of transcription by RNA polymerase II. The transcript has 2 exons.
AAGUGCUAGCAGCGUUAGCUCUGUGGAUGUGUGAUGUCAGCUUGAAGACGGUGGUGUGGUCGUAUCUCAGCUAAAUAUUCCAGCUGUAACGAAGCAGCGAUGUCUUCUCUUCAGUAUUUUGUUGAGUUCGUCAACGAGCGACUAACUGCUGCUGUUGAAGAAAUAUUCGAAGUCUUUGAAAAAAUCAUCGUCGAGUCCGAGGAAGAGGUCGGUCGUCUGCAGAGACUGCUGGAUAUCGCUCUGAAACCUGAAAUAAAGUUACACAGGACAGAGCUCCCACAGCAACAUGUCUGUCAGGAGGAGGAGGUUCUCAGUGACCAGCAGCUCCGGAACCAGAAGAGGAACUCCAGUCUGGACCAGGACGACCCAGAACCACCAAAGGUUAAAGAGGAACAGGAGGAAAUCUGCACCAGUCAGGAGGGAGAGCAGCUUGUACUGAAGCUGGAGACUGAUACCUUUGUGUUGACUCCUGAUCAUGAGGAAAGUGACCACAGUGAACCAGAACCAGACAGUGACCACCAGCUCCUCUCUCACACCUCUCCUGUAGCUGAGAGCCAAGAUCAGACAGGAAGUCAACAUGUGGACUCAGGAUCAACUGCAGAUGCACAGUCAAAGACUGACUCUAAAACUCACACAGGUGAAAAGUCUUUCAAAUGUGACACUUGUGGAAAAGCAUUUAAGACUAAAUCUCCAUGGUAUAGACAUCUGAGAAUCCACAGAGGUGGUAAACCAUUUAUUUGCAUUACUUGUAAGAAAGGUUUCUGGUUUCGAGGUGCUUUGUUGGACCAUAUGAUUACACACACAGGUGAGAAACCAUAUCCAUGCAAAACUUGUGGUAAACGUCUCAGAAGUAGAGCAGGCUUGUUAACUCACAUGAAAACUCACACAGGUGAGAAGCCAUAUUCAUGCAAAACAUGUGGGAAGAUUUUUAGAUCUAGAUCAGGUUUGUCACUUCACAUAAGAACUCACACAGGUGAGAAGCCGUAUCCCUGCAACACCUGUGGGAAAAGAUUUAGUGACAUUUCAGCAUUCAGAAGACAUAUGAGAGUGCACACAGGUGAGAAGCCAUAUUCUUGUGAAACGUGUGGGCGGUGUUUUGUCACCAGUGGGGUCUUGAAAGUCCACAUAAGAACUCACACAGGUGAGAAGCCAUUUUCAUGCAAAACAUGUGGGAAGUGUUCCACAACUAGAUCAGGUUUGUUGUCCCACAUAAAAACUCACACAGGUUAGAAGCUGUACCCCUGCAACACCUGUGGAAAAACAUUCAUUCGGUCAUUGAAUUUGAAAAAUCAUGCAAGAAUUCAUACAGGUUACAUAAAUACAAAAGUUGUACAAAACACAUGAGAGUAUUUUCAUACUUAGUGUAUAAUUGAUGGCCCACAUGAGAGGAGCCCACGCUGGUGUGAAGCCAUAUCACUGCAACACUUGAGCGAAAGCACAUAAGAUCACAUACAGGCAAGUUGCCUACUAGGAGAGCAUUUAUAUGUCGUGCUUUGUGGAGAAAACACACAUGAACUGACGGAAGUGAAGAGCCACAAAAUUGCAGCCUUUGUGGUAAAGUUUUUGUCAGAGAAUCAGUUUACACAGGAGAAACCAUACAGAUAAAACUUCAGGUUAAGGAUAAAGUUCACAACUGAAUCAAGUAGACUUUUACAAUAGCUACAUCCCUGUAAUUGAAUUCAGACCUGUCAAACUUUAUGCAUUGUGACAUCAUUGUAUGCCGGUAUGAUGAGCAUCUAGCAAAGUGGUUGCUGAAACUGGUCCGCCAGCAAUAAUAUCUGACCCGCCAGAUUAUUUUGAUAAUCUGAUUUUUUUUAAAUUUUUUUUUUUAAUCUUACAAUAUGAGACUCACAGUCCCACACAGUCACAGUCCCACAUUUAUCUAUAAUGUCAGUUACCUGCAGAAUCACUUCCUCUUUGGGAAUUUCUGCCUACAAAAUUGAAGCGUAAGAAAGUUCUUUUUUUACAGUUCUUGUGAGCUGUUUCUGAAAAGUUCUGACAGGACGUUCCAGAGGUUCUGUUGAUUGUUUGACAGACCUCUGAAAUAGCAGAGGUUCAAUGUGUGAUAUUGUAACAACAGGGUGCCGUUACCACACCCCAGUAGUAAAUAUUACUUUUAUUUCAGCAUGUGAGCAUAUGAGUAAUUGAAGUGCAUAUAGUCAGUUAUUAAGGCAACAGGGUUAAUAAUCACACAGGUGGGAUUUUAGUAAUGCAUUGUUUGUUAUUUGUAGUUGGUGCGUGUAUGUUUGCAGGGAGGACAUGUGGCUGUUCACCUGUAAACAAGUGGAUGACGCAAGUGAGAUAUGAUUUAAUAGUAUUUGGUAAUUGAAAUUAAGAAUCACAUGCUAUUCUCACUGCACAGUGAAAUUUGUCUGUGAUGCACAACUUACCUCUGCCUGUCUUCCUCUCCCAGGGUGUUCGAGUUAAAGAGUUCCCCGGGGACUUGCGUACUUAUUAAUAAGUUCCGGGAGGGCAGUAUUAAUUUGCGGAAGUGGGCAGAGGGGAGGAUGUGUAUUUGUAUUGUCUGAAUGUAUUCAUGUGGGCGUGUAAAUAUUUCUAAAGAUUUAUAAUAUAUACAUACAUAUAUAUAUAUAUAUAUAUAUAUAUAUAUGUAUAUAUAUAUGUAUGUAUACAGGUAGUUAUGUGUUUAAGUUACUCUGCAAUGGGACAUGCCAGCCUAAUAGGUGAACAGACACCCUUACUCUGUUCAUUCUGUUGGGUGACUUUUUGCACUGUACCAUGUGAGAAAAUAA